Messenger RNA from Vespa crabro (European hornet), 554 nucleotides. RefSeq names its product 40S ribosomal protein S20 (gene RpS20). Gene Ontology annotation, biological process: translation. NCBI's taxonomy places the organism in Eukaryota, Metazoa, Arthropoda, Insecta, Hymenoptera, Vespidae. Bases 139 to 504 code for a protein of 121 amino acids. The record is from RefSeq and is a predicted model, not a curated record. Gene Ontology annotation, cellular component: ribosome; cytosolic small ribosomal subunit. The transcript is spliced from 3 exons. Gene Ontology annotation, molecular function: structural constituent of ribosome.
UUCGUAUAUAGGUAAUUGCUACAACGUUUAUCUCUCUUUUCCGACUCGACACGUGCAACGUGUACGUAAACUGGUUCAGCGCUGGUCAGUUUGUAGAUAUAUAAAUUGAUCAUCUCGACCAGGGAAAAGUUUUAAACAAUGGCAAGUACCAAGACAGAUAAUCCUGAAAAGCCAGGACAAGAAAUUGCUCCUAUUCAUCGUAUUAGGAUUACACUUACUUCUCGUAAUGUUCGUUCUCUUGAAAAAGUAUGUUUGGAACUAAUUAAUGGGGCCAAGAAACAGAAGCUGAAGGUCAAAGGACCUGUUCGUAUGCCUACCAAGAUUUUAAGAAUUACAACUCGUAAAACUCCUUGUGGUGAAGGAUCCAAAACAUGGGAUCGUUUCCAAAUGCGAAUACAUAAAAGAGUUAUCGAUUUGUAUUCUCCAUCAGAAAUUGUUAAACAGAUAACAAGUAUUUCUAUUGAACCUGGUGUAGAGGUUGAAGUUACAAUUGCAAAUGAUUAAAUCGUUUGAAUGACACUGUGUAAAGUUUUAAUAAAAAUGUGAAAACUGAA